GAAGCAGCUAUUAACGCCCAGACGAACUACGAUACUGCAAAAGCUUCUGGGACGAAAAGGCAACAAAAAGAAGCCAAGGAACUGUUGGAGAAUGUCUUGCACGAGUACAAGUUCAACCACUACCGAUAUCAUCUGAACCAAGAUCUCAACAUGGAAAUCACUUUCCGAAACCGACGUUUCCGAAGUGAAUCUUUGCAAUGUUUGGAACGGAUGUAUCCAGAGUGCAAGAUUGGAUUCCAGUUUGAUUCUGAUGAAGCUUGGGUCGACAACUCGGAUAACACGAUUCUCAAUGUCGACACCUACAUUUCGAUGAAGCUCGUGGAAUUGGGAUUGUUGGGAAUCGACUCAAGAUCAUUGCUUGACAACAAUCCAGCUGAGGAAACGCGCAGGGAAAUCCAGAUGUUGCCUCAUGACAGUCGCGGGCGAUCGAUCAUGCCAGAAGUGUUGGACAUUGGACAACGGACAGUCCCGUGCCCAUUCUGCGGAGCACUUCAUUUCGAAGAUGCUCGAAAUUUCACUUGUUGUAAGAAUGGAGCUGUGCACCUCCCACCGCUGAAGAAGUUGUCCCAAGUCUUUACUGAUACCAUGAAAAGUACAACGUACCGUGACCUGACGACAGUGAUCAAUGGACACUUUGCCGUGAUUAGUAUUCGCUACCAACGGGUACCUCAGGCGGCACACGGAGUGCAAUCGACAAAGAUUAGAGGAGGAGUUAGCGGCCAUGUAUCUGCACUUCACGCAUGGGACGAGAAGAACGCACAGUUUGGAAAUUUGAUUGUUAUGCAAAGAAACAACGAACAAAUUGCGGAUCUCAGGCUGCAGUUGCUCAACCGGGACAAAAUUCCAGCGAAGCUCAUAUACUUCUUCAAUGGAAUUCAAGAAUACCUGAACGCGAAUCAUAAGCUCUACGCAACGUACAAAAGCAUCGGUGAAAUGGAACGACGCAUGAUGAAAGAUGAAAUCCAUGCUGAAUACAUCGCAAAAAAUGACAUCAAAUUCCGCAUCGUGAAAACAACGGAUCUCAACAAGGAGGAUUUGAAAAAUCUGAUGGCACACAAAGGAGUCUAUGCUUUUCCAGAAAGGAUGCCACAAGAUCCAGGAUAUGUAUUUGUUGCCUACUCUUUUAAUCGAUAUGAUGGAAGCUGGAUUCCAUUCGGAGUUGAUGUUUACCCGAGAAAUCCAAAGGAACCUCAGCGCACCAUUUCUUUCUUCUCAGAUAUUGUCGAACAUGGAGGCUAUGUGCUCCUAUUUCCCGAUGGAGUUGGAGGCUACAACAUUCACAAGUUCCGACGUCAUGAUUUUUCAAAAGGCGAGCCAUUGACUUGGGAACAGCAUGUGUUGGAAGAAGUGGCAGCAAUCAGAAAACGAAAAGAAAAUCCAGAGGACUAUUACUCGAACAUCACAGAACUUCUGAGAAGCCAGCAAGAGAAGAAAUCCGCAGAACAACAAGAGGAUCAAGAUGUAGACAUGGAAGAAGACAAUGAAGAUGCUUCUGCUGAACCAAUUCAAAAUGAAAGUGAAAAUGAAAUGGUUUCCGAUGAAGAUGAUAAAAAGUCGUCCAAUUCUCAAAGUGAUGUUGACGAUCAGAUGCUCCACGAUUAUGAAGAUGAAGAGGGAAAGCUGGAAGAUCCGUUCAACUUAAACGACGAUCAAAUUCUCACCUAUGGCAAAUAUGAAGAUCGUCAAGAAGAUUCCGACGAAGUAGGACAACAGCGUCAAGUCUACAUAAUCAAGAAUGGAAGAUUGCAGCCAAAAAGAGUUUUCAUGGAUAUCCCAGUUCAAUUCGGAAAUCCUCUUUUCCCGAAAGAAUUUUAUGAGGAAGUAGAUCCACAACGCAGAUUCCCAGAUGAUCAGAGUGAUGAGGAUGAAAAUCUGGAAGAUGAAAAGGACGAGGAGGACAACGGAAUGUUCAGCUUUAAAGGUCCCAAGUUUGAAAAAAUGGAUGCUCCAGGAAAAGAUAUCGAAUUUGUGAUCAAAAAUGGCGAAAGGAUCCCAGAUGAAGAUGUCAAUUGGGGAGGUGAGUACACUGGAGAACCGCUUGAUGUUGGUCGCCGAAAUCGCGGAAAACUUGUUCAGAACAUGGAUGCAAGAGUGUGGGUCAGUCUCGCGGAAUACGCAUGUUACCGCUAUCAAGAUCGACUGUACUACGUUUGUCGAUUCCAACACCACGGAUCAAUCAUCGAACUUUGGUGCAUCAACACUUGCAUUCGAGUUAUUCAAGGACGGAUGAUGGCACUCAUGGAGCAUCGGAAGAAGGUGGCUCGAGUUUCCGAUAGGAACGCAAUUAUGGAGUACUUCAAAAAUCGUAUCCAUAAAGCGAUCAAGAGUUCCUGGGACAAGCAAAUAACAGCGCCAGUUGAUUCUUCAUGCGGUUACAAUGGCCAACGAGAUGGGCAAUCCAAAUUUGUUCAUCACUUUCACGGGAAAUCCGGAAUGGAAAGAGAUACAGGAGUACACCAAGGAGAAAAAUUGCAAAUGGUAUCAUGCUCCAGCAUUUGUCAAUGCCGUCUUCAAGACAAAGUUCGAGAAGCUCCAGGAUGAUGUUAUUGGAGAGAAGACUCGUGACUGGAGUCGAAAUUCUAAGAAGCGAGGAAGAGUGUACAGGAAGUCUGGAAUCUUUGGGAAAGUGAAGUGGUACACUUAUUCAGUUGAGUUCCAGCAAAGAGGAAUGCCUCAUGUGCAUAUGUUGGUUUGCUUGGAGGAACCGAUCACGAAUGCACAUCAAGUCGAUCUCAUCACCACUGCUGAAAUGCCUCCGAUUCCAGAUCCAUCCGAUCCUGACUUCCACUCGAAAAUGCGUCUACGAAAAGCUGUUGAGAAGAAGCAUGUUCACUUCCCAUGCAAAGAUGCUCCUGACUCAUAUUGUAACGAAGGGAAAAAGGGACAUUGGACAAGAUGUGGAAAGGACUUCCCAAAGCCAUUCCUGGAUGAGACGAUGCUCGACGACGGCCCAUAUGCAAAGUUAUGAAGAACGAGAGCAAAUACGGUUGAGCUGAAAAGAGGAUCCAAGUAUGUGACUGCUGGCAGUGAGUGGGUAGUGGCUUAUAACCCGUACAUUCUUUUGAAGUAUGACUGUCACUGUAAUGUGGAGGUGGUCAAUUCCAUCAGCUCCUUGAAAUAUAUUUUUAAAUAUAUUUUCAAAGGGCCCGACCGUGCCAUCCAUGAAGCAUGCGAAACAGUUCCAAUAGGAAUGCUGGCGGCGGACAGCCUGACUAUGAGCGGAAGUGUAUUCGUUCCUCGCAACUUGGACAAAGAAGUUGUCGCGGAACGAAUCAAAGAAGCUGAUAGAAUGAAUGAU
Molecule: messenger RNA, 3298 nt
Organism: Caenorhabditis elegans
Lineage: Eukaryota; Metazoa; Nematoda; Chromadorea; Rhabditida; Rhabditidae
Source: the annotation of a RefSeq genome assembly